Raphanus sativus (radish) is the source of this 2756-nucleotide messenger RNA. RefSeq names its product G-type lectin S-receptor-like serine/threonine-protein kinase At1g61480. Gene Ontology annotation, molecular function: protein serine/threonine kinase activity; ATP binding. Gene Ontology annotation, biological process: recognition of pollen; protein phosphorylation. The transcript is spliced from 7 exons. NCBI's taxonomy places the organism in Eukaryota, Viridiplantae, Streptophyta, Magnoliopsida, Brassicales, Brassicaceae. The record is from RefSeq and is a predicted model, not a curated record. The coding region runs from base 151 to 2574 and encodes 807 amino acids.
AGAGUGUCUUUUGGAGAUGUUCUUAUAAAGUAAUGCAUAAUUUUUGAACAUAAGUGUGGUGCUUGAUUAUUGUUAUCACAAGUCCCUGGGUGUUUUUUUUCUCUUCCUUUCGCUUCUUGCUCUUGUUAGUUAUUGGGGAGACAAAAGUUCAUGGCGAAGAAGAGGAUCGUGUUCUUUGCUUCUUUGCUCUUUUUUGCCAUCUUUUCAAGUUUUAGCUUUGCUGGGAUAACGAUACAGAAUCCUUUGUCAACAGGACAAACUCUCAUCUCCUCUAAUGGAGUUUAUGAACUUGGAUUCUUCAGUCCUAACAACUCCCAGAAUCAAUAUGUCGGGAUCUGGUACAAGGGUAUCAUUCCACAGGUGGUUGUGUGGGUGGCCAAUAGAAAAAAUCCUGUUACAGACUCCAUGGCACAUCUAGCUAUCAACAGCAAUGGAAGUCUUGUCUUAUUCAAUGGCAAAAAAGGCGUUGUCUGGUCCACGGGAGAAGCUUAUGAAUCUAAAGGGUCUCGUGCAGAGCUAUUAGACACUGGAAAUCUUAUUGUCAUUGACAAUUUCUCCGGAAGAACUCUCUGGGAAAGCUUUGAGCAUCUUACUGAUUCUAUGCUCACUUUUUCAUCCAUGAUGUAUAAUCUCGCCACAGGUGAGAAGCGGGUGUUGACUUCUUGGAGAAGUUACAAUGAUCCUUCCCCUGGUGACUUUGUGCUUGAGAUUACACCGCAAGUGCCAUCACAGGUGUAUACGAUGAGAGGCUCGAGGCGUUAUUGGAGAAGUGGUCCCUGGGCUAAAACAAGGUUCGCCGGGAUACCAUCAAUGGAUGCGACAUAUGGAAGUCCAUUCAGCCUUCAGCAGGAUGCAAACGGGUCAGGAUCCUACACUUAUCUUGAAACAAGACUUCGUUCACGCAUAAUGCUAACAUUAGAAGGGUCAGUGAGGGUUUAUUGGCGUAGUGGGAGUGAGUGGGAAAUAAAAUAUGAUGCUCUACUCAAUUCAUGCGAUAUUUACGGUGUAUGUGGACCUUUUGGGUUGUGUGUACCUCCAAAGUGUAGAUGCUUAAAAGGGUUUGUACCAAAAUACAGUGAGGAGUGGGAAAGAGGAAACUGGACUGGUGGUUGUAUGAGAAGUACGGAAUUAAAUUGUCAAGGAAGCUCUACUGGCAAGGAUGCAAAUGUCUUCCAUCCUAUUGCUAAUGUAAAGCCUCCAGAUAAUCACCAACUUGCAAGCUCAGAAAAUCCCAUCCUGUUCGCUGAAGAUUGUCACCAAAUUUGCCUCCGCAAUUGUUCUUGCUUGGCCUUUUCUUUUAUUAAUGGUAUAGGAUGCUUAGUGUGGAGCCAGGAGCUAUUAGACGUGGUGCAAUUCCCUGCGGGAGGAGAACUUCUUUCCAUUCGUCUUGCACCUUCUGAACAAGGUGGAAAGAAUCAAAAGAAGACGAUUGUUGCUAGUGUUAUAAGCCUUUCUCUUUUUAUUUUAUCGAUAUCUGCUGGGUUUUGUUUCUGGAGAUACAGAGUGAAACAUAAAGCUACUAUAUUAAAGAAUGCUUCGCAAGAUGCAUGGAGAAAUGAUUUGGAACCACAAGAUGUCAAAGGUUUAAAUUUUUUUGCGAUGAAUGUCAUUCAAACUGCCACCAAUAAUUUCAGUCUCUCAAAUAAACUCGGACAAGGUGGAUUUGGCUCAGUUUACAAGGGAAUGCUGCAAGAUGGCAAAGAAAUUGCUGUUAAGCGGCUUUCCAGCAGUUCGGGGCAGGGAAGAGAAGAGUUCAUGAACGAAAUAGUACUCAUUUCAAAGCUACAACACAAGAACUUAGUUCGGAUAUUGGGAUGUUGCAUCGAAGGAGAAGAGAGGCUAUUAAUUUAUGAGUUUGUGUUGAACAGAAGCCUUGAUACUUUUCUCUUUGAUUCAAGAAAAAAGCUUGAGAUUGAUUGGCCUAAGAGAUUCAGUAUCAUCAAAGGCAUUGCGCGUGGACUUCUCUAUCUCCAUCGUGACUCAUGCCUCAAGGUUAUUCACCGAGAUCUAAAGGUGAGCAAUAUUCUUUUGGAUGAGAAGAUGAACCCAAAAAUAUCAGAUUUUGGAUUGGCUCGGAUGUAUCAGGGAACCGAAUAUCAGGACAACACUCGCAGGGUUGUAGGAACUCUGGGAUAUAUGUCUCCUGAGUAUGCAUGGAGUGGGAUGUUCUCUGAAAAAUCUGACAUAUACAGCUUUGGAGUGCUGCUGAUGGAAAUCAUCAGUGGAGAGAAGAUCUCAAGAUUCAGUUAUGGAGAAGAGGGAAAAACUCUUAUUGCUUAUGCCUGGAAAUCUUGGUGUGAGAGGGGAGGAAUUGAUCUUUUGGAUAAAGAUAUUGCUGAUUCAUGUCAGCCAUUAGAAGUUCAGAGAUGUGUUCAGAUUGGUUUGAAUUGUGUUCAGCAUCAACCUGCAGACAGACCCAACACACUUGAGUUGCUCUCCAUGCUCACCACAACGUCAAAUCUUCCAUCACCAAAAGAACCCACAUUCGUAGUGCAUGCCAGAGAAGAAGAAUCCCUGUCUAAAGGUUUGAUCACUGACAAUGAGAUAUCACAAACUGUGAUCCUUGGACGUUAAGUAACGAAUGCGUGAUCAAUUUUUGAUGAAUUUAAAAUAUGCCGUGUUUUUUUCUCUUCAAAAUUGAUCAUAACUUAUUCUUUGUUUCUUUUCUUCAAUUUUUUUUUAAAUUUCUUCUUGUAUUAGUAAAAGAGUUUCUAAUCAAGAAAAAAAGUCAAUACCAAAUUCUAUUUUCUAUGAAC